GUCGGUGUUAUAAUAUAAAGAAAGAAGAAACGAUCAAAUCCAUCUCUCUCUCGAAGACGUUAAUGGCGGAAACCGUGGAGCUACCGAGUAGGUUAGCGAUUCUUCCUUUCAGGAACAAGGUUCUCUUACCUGGCGCCAUUAUUCGCAUCCGUUGUACUUCUCAUAGCAGCGUCACACUGGUGGAGCAAGAAUUAUGGCAGAAAGAAGAGAAGGGUUUAAUUGGCAUUUUGCCAGUUCGUGAUGAUGCUGAGGGUUCUUCAAUUGGGACGAUGAUUAAUCCAGGUGCUGGAAGUGAUUCUGGAGAAAGGAGCUUGAAAUUUCUAGUUGGUACAACAGAUGCUCAGAAGUCUGAUGCUAAAGAUCAGCAUGAAGCUCAAUGGCACACCAGGGGAGUAGCAGCUCGGGCUCUGCAUCUGUCAAGAGGAGUGGAGAAACCAAGUGGAAGAGUUACAUAUGUGGUUGUCCUUGAAGGUCUGAGCAGGUUUAAUGUUCAAGAGCUUGGAAAAAGAGGACCAUAUUCAGUUGCGCGGAUUACAUCACUCGAGAUGACUAAGGCAGAGUUGGACCAAGUGCAACAAGACUCAGAUUUUGUAGCACUGUCACGCCAGUUUAAAACCACAGCUAUGGAGCUUGUCUCUGUGCUUGAGCAGAAACAAAAAACUGGUGGAAGGACAAAAGUUCUUUUGGAUACAGUUCCUAUCCAGAAAUUAGCAGACAUAUUUGUUGCUAGCUUUGAGAUGAGUUUCGAAGAGCAACUAUCUAUGCUGGAUUCAGUUGACCUGAAAGUAAGACUUUCAAAGGCUACUGAACUAGUUGAUCGGCAUUUGCAGUCAAUUCGCGUGGCAGAGAAGAUUACUCAGAAGGUGGAAGGCCAGUUGUCAAAGUCACAGAAGGAGUAUCUCUUGCGCCAGCAGAUGAGAGCUAUUAAAGAGGAGCUUGGCGACAAUGAUGAUGAUGAAGAUGAUGUAGCUGCACUUGAAAGAAAGAUGCAAGCUGCCGGAAUGCCAUCAAACAUAUGGAAGCAUGCUCAAAGGGAAUUGAGGCGACUAAAAAAGAUGCAACCUCAGCAACCCGGUUACAACAGUUCACGAGUUUACCUGGAGCUGUUGGCUGAUCUUCCUUGGGAGAAGGCAAGCGAAGAACAUGAGUUGGAUCUAAAAGCUGCAAAAGAACGUCUUGACAGUGAUCACUAUGGUUUAGCCAAGGUCAAGCAACGGAUCAUUGAAUAUCUGGCUGUUCGAAAGCUAAAACCAGAUGCAAGAGGCCCAGUUUUGUGCUUCGUUGGUCCACCAGGUGUGGGCAAGACAUCUUUGGCAUCAUCUAUUGCAGCUGCAUUAGGUAGAAAAUUUGUUCGCUUAUCUUUGGGUGGUGUGAAAGAUGAAGCUGACAUUAGAGGACACAGAAGGACUUAUAUAGGAAGCAUGCCAGGGCGCCUUAUUGAUGGGUUAAAGGUGAGUGGUUUGUUUCUAGAGCAACAUGGGCUUAGUUCCGAGUUCCUCAAGAUUCCGGAGGCUAUGGUAAAGAAUAUAAUUCAGAGAUACACUAGGGAAGCCGGUGUUCGUAGUCUAGAGAGAAACUUGGCUGCUGUGGCUCGUGCAGCUGCUGUGAUGGUUGCAGAGCAUGAACAAACUCUUCCGUUGAGUAAAGAUGUGCAGAAACUUACCUCUCCUCUGCUUAAUGGUAGAAUGGCGGAGGGAGGCGAAGUGGAAAUGGAAGUUAUUCCAAUGGGUGUAAAUGAUCAUGAGAUUGAAGGUACCUUCCAGAGUCCCUCAGCUAUGGUGGUGGAUGAGACUAUGCUUGAGAAAAUUCUAGGGGUAAAUCUCUUUUUACUCUGUUCACUUAUUAAAUAUUUGUAUCACGGAAUAGUAAGAGCCCGUGCAUCGGAUUUCAAGCUGGCACUUGCAGGGGAUAUGAAUGUUCUUGAUGGUCGAGACAUCCACAUUCACUUUCCUGCUGGUGCAGUGCCAAAAGAUGGACCUUCAGCUGGAGUGACUUUGGUGACUGCUCUGGUUUCGUUGUUCAGUCAGAAACGAGUAAGAGCAGACACAGCCAUGACCGGAGAGAUGACACUUAGAGGUCUCGUCCUGCCUGUUGGUGGCAUCAAAGAUAAGAUAUUGGCUGCUCACCGUUAUGGUAUCAAGAGAGUGAUUCUACCGCAGAGGAACUCAAAAGACUUAGUUGAAGUACCCGCCGCUGUACUUUCCAGUCUGGAGGUGAUAUUGGCAAAGAGAAUGGAGGACGUACUGGAAAAUGCAUUCGAAGGAGGUUGUCCAUGGCGGAACAACCACUCUAAAUUAUGACAAAUCUAUAGCUCUGUCUUUAAGACCGCAGAGUCAGAGUCGAACCAUGUUGGCAUAUUUGGUAAGGAUUCAGAAUAUUUGCAUACCCUUUAUAUGGUUUUCUCCCAGUCACCUUUCCUAUAUUGUAUGUUUGUGUAUGUAAUUGGCUUAAAUUUAUCAUCUAAUUUAAUUUACUCAUCUCUUCACGAACU
This is a messenger RNA of Camelina sativa (false flax), 2491 nucleotides long. The record is from RefSeq and is a predicted model, not a curated record. NCBI's taxonomy places the organism in Eukaryota, Viridiplantae, Streptophyta, Magnoliopsida, Brassicales, Brassicaceae.